Trichobilharzia regenti is the source of this 1161-nucleotide messenger RNA. Lineage: Eukaryota; Metazoa; Platyhelminthes; Trematoda; Strigeidida; Schistosomatidae. The record is from the annotation of a GenBank genome assembly.
AUGCUCCGAAUGAGGGAAAUAACUAGAGUAAUACCAACAAUGCUGUUCGCUAGGCAUGCAUUUCGAGCCGCACCCACUAUUUGCAAGUUAUCUACCAGUAUUCAGUUGUCAACAGCUUCCACUUCUUAUCUACCUCCAGCUCCAUUACCACCACCAAAGGAAAUUGUUUUAAAUUCUUUGGGUGAACCAACUCUUGCCUCUCUGGGUUUGAAUAGCUAUUGGCCUUCAGGGUGGUAUCAAAGUCUGUUGGAGGCUUUACACGUCCAUUUAGAAUUGCCGUGGUGGGUUGCAAUUACUACCACAACUGUCAUAAUACGUUUGUGUUUGUUUCCACUCAUGGUUCGCCAACGACGUAAUUUGGCCAAGUUCACUGACGCGAUGCCUCAGUUCACAAUUUUACAAGAACGUCUGACGCACGCCAGACUUUCAGGAAAUUAUAUUGAAGUCAUGCGUACUUCUCAGGAGAUGCAGAAAUUUAUGUCAACAAACAAUCUGAAUCCACUACAAAGCUUCAAAUAUAUCUUUGUCCAAGUUCCAAUUUUCCUCUCCGUUUUCACAGGAAUUCGAGGAUUAGUUAAUCUGCCAGUUGAAAGCAUGCAAACAGGAGGAAUUGGUUGGUUCACUGAUUUAACAAUUGCCGAUCCAUAUUACAUCUUGCCGAUUAUGUCUAUGACCACACUGUUAGUGACAUUCGAGAGCGCUGCUGAAAUGCCUUCGCCUAAUGUACAGCCAAUUGUACGAGUUAUUAUGAGGGGUGUACCUGUUAUUGGUUUUUUUUUCGUGAUGAAUAUGCCGUCUGCUUUGGUAUGGUACUGGACAGUAAGCAAUAUACUUGCCUUCAUCCAGACAUUAGUUUUGCGUCAGCCGGCUGUUCGUUCAUUUCUUAACAUACCUGUUCCUCGAACACCCCCAGUACUUCAAAAGAAACGUGGUUUUCUUGAUGGUUUCAAAGAAUCAAUGAAUAACUCUCGCCUAAUUACUGAGAUGGAGACAAGAGAACGAGUAAAUGCGAAAACUUGGCAAAAGGCUGGUCUUAAAGGCGCUCCUACUACAUACAUGUCUGAUCCGACCAAAUCUACUUCCCAACCAAAAACAGUUUCCGCUCCCGGUAGAAUAAUUGAUGUACAGUUAGAUACUAAGAAAAAAGCUGUUGGACGUUGA